Messenger RNA from Humulus lupulus (European hop), 2542 nucleotides. Its product is annotated as cationic amino acid transporter 8, vacuolar-like. The transcript has a single exon. Gene Ontology annotation, biological process: amino acid transport; transmembrane transport. Gene Ontology annotation, molecular function: amino acid transmembrane transporter activity. Lineage: Eukaryota; Viridiplantae; Streptophyta; Magnoliopsida; Rosales; Cannabaceae. The record is from RefSeq and is a predicted model, not a curated record. Bases 266 to 1990 code for a protein of 574 amino acids. Gene Ontology annotation, cellular component: plasma membrane.
CAAUACAUUUUGAAGCCGAAUGAAUGUGAAAUAAAAAGAUUGUACGUGGAUGCGAUUCCAGUCAAUAUUCAAAUAACGGUCCAGAUCCAAAACAAAGUUAGAAAUUUUCUUAAAGCUUUUGCCAGUUGUGUGAGUGAGUCCAUAUGGUAUCACUCAUCAAUGGCGGAUUGAAUCAAAUCGAAUGGAAUCGAAUCCCACGAACCUUCUCAGUCUAAGGGACUGAUACCAACCGCCCAACGUUCUCCUCUUCACUCUGCAAAGCGCCAUGGAUGUACGGGCGGAAGAAGGAGACCCACGACUUCAAAGAAGCUACUGGCGGUGGAGCAAGCGAGACUUUUUCCCCGAGCCUUCUUUCGAGAACUUCUCUUCUUACAGAGCCGCUGUCUCCGAUACAUGUUCUCGCCUCAAGGACCGUCUUCUAGAUCGGUCGACUGACGCCACAGAGCUCGUCGAGCUCCGUAAAGAGAGUGGCCAUGAGAUGAAGCGUUGCCUCACGUGGUGGGACUUGAUUUGGCUCAGCUUCGGCGCCGUCGUCGGCUCUGGAAUCUUCACCAUCACUGGUCAAGAGGCCCGUGUAGACGCCGGACCUGCCAUUAUAGUCUCUUAUGCCAUCUCCGGCAUCACUGCUCUGCUCUCCGUCUUCUGCUAUACCGAAUUCGCCGUCGAAGUUCCCGUAGCCGGAGGCUCCUUUUCCUAUCUGAGGAUCGAGUUAGGGGAUUUCGUGGCGUUUAUUGCCGCCGGGAACAUUCUCUUGGAAGCCCUCGUCGGCGCCGCCGGGCUGGGUAGGUCAUGGAGUUCGUAUUUCGCCAGUAUGAUCAAUGACGAUCCUAAUUUUCUUCGAUUUCGGGUAAACUAUUUCGCUGAAGGCUUUAAUUUUUUAGACCCAAUUGCCGUUUUAGUUCUCUUAAUCGCAAAUGGUAUAGCAAUGAGUGGUACAAAGAGGACAUCUUUCUUGAAUUGGGUCACCUCCAUACUUAGUAGUAUAAUCAUUGUGUUUAUAAUAGUUGUGGGAUUUGUUCGUGGCAAGACUUCGAAUCUGAGCCCUUUUUUCCCAUAUGGGGCUGAAGGUGUCUUUAGAGCUUCAGCUGUUGUGUAUUGGUCUUAUACCGGUUUUGAUAUGGUGGCCACUAUGGCCGAGGAAACUAAGCAGCCAUCUAGAGAUAUACCAAUUGGUUUGGUUGGUUCAAUGAGUAUAAUCACUGUGGUUUAUUGCCUAAUGGCUUUGGCGUUGACCAUGCUGCAGAAGUACACUGAAAUAGAUAUAAAUGCUGCCUAUUCUGUUGCUUUUGGAAAUAUUGGCAUGAAUUGGGCUAAGUAUGUGGUUAGUAUAUGUGCUCUUAAGGGAAUGACCACAAGUUUGCUUGUUGGGUCUCUCGGCCAAGCUCGGUACACCACUCAGAUUGCAAGAUCACAUAUGAUUCCACCUUGGUUUGCUCUUGUUCAUCCGAAGACUGGGACCCCAAUUUAUGCUACACUUUUGGUAACCAUUACUAGCGCAAUAAUUGCAUUCUUUACGAGUUUGGAUGUUUUGUCUAGUGUCUUCUCGUUUAGUACACUCUCCAUUUUUAUGCUUAUGGCUGUCGCUUUGCUAGUCAGGAGGUACUAUGUUAGGGAAGUGACAGAAAAGGUUGAUUUGCUCAAGUUUCUUGCUUGUUUAUCUCUUGUGAUUGGUUCUUCUAUUGGAGUAACUAUACUUUGGAAUACAAGUACGCGAAGUUGGAUUGGUUAUUCAGUGACAGGUUUUGUUUGGCUUGUGGGGAAUUUGGGGAUGGCUUUGCUUCCAAAGCAAAGAGCUCCAAAGGUUUGGGGAGUUCCUCUUGUUCCAUGGCUGCCUUCAUUGUCCAUUGGUAUGAAUCUUUUUCUCAUUGGAUCUUUGGGAGUUGUUGCAUUCUGGAGGUUCUUCAUCUGCACGGCUCUUAUGCUUAUUUAUUAUAUGCUUGUUGGUCUCCAUGCAACUUAUGAUAUGGCUAAUUCGUAUGAACAAAAGUGAAAAACAGAUGCAAAUAGUGUGGCAGUCAGGUGUGCAUACUUACAGAUCUUGUACAUGGCUUAAGAUAUUUGGUGGGAAUAAUACAAAGGGAAUUUCUUUUACAGUCUGUCAUCUUCAAAUAAGAUUUUGCCCGAACAGCUAGAUAAUAUUCUGUUUCCCUGUAGUUAUGGUAAGGCACUAUUUUUUCAAGUUAUUGAUUUAUCAAUGUGAUUCAGUAUUCAUUAAAAACUUGAUCAUAGAAAGUUAAGAUAUGCAAUCUCUGUAUCAAUGCUCUGAGAUACAUGAACCGUUGUAUACCAAUUGUUAGAUAUGUACCCAGGAUGUCAUGCCUCAUUUAUUCUGAUCGAGACAUCUAAGAUCCUUUCAGUUUACGUUGCCAAAUGUGAGACACAAUACAUGUCUAAGUUUUAUUUUAUUUUGAAUAAUAUAUUAAUUCUUACCAAAUUAAUAUAUUAUUCAAAAUAAAAUAAAAAUAGCAAGUACUACAUUUUGUACUGUUCCUCUGCAAUGAUUUCAUUGAUGAUUGCUGGUUGGUGGAAGUUCAUUAGUUUA